Molecule: messenger RNA, 618 nt
Organism: Sphaeroforma arctica JP610
Lineage: Eukaryota; Ichthyosporea; Ichthyophonida
Exons: 1
Coding region: 1-618 (205 amino acids)
Source: RefSeq, a predicted model, not a curated record
AUGACGCUUGUUACACAUUUGCCAGCCGGUAACUCCGGAUCAUGUCCGACGAGUGGUUCGACAUCUAGAGAUAUGCGAGAUAAGUGUUGUCGUCGCACUGUUACAGUUACUUACAGAUCUUCUAAUUUUUUUAAUGGCAACCCAACAACCAGCGAAACUACCAAGACAAUAUAUCGAUGUAAGUGCGGAGGGUAUGUUCUGGAAACAAGUGGAUCGCGGGUGACAGAGGACACUGAAACUGCUUGUAGUGAAGAAACGCCUGAUGGGUGCAAGUCUAAGACCGAAUCCAGUCACACUACUGAAAGGCGACAGAAAGUGGAUACUACGACGACGACAGUCACAUGUUCGGGCGCUUGUACUACAACAACUGUUAACUCCCAAUGCCACAACGCAAAUGGUAUAGAUAACGACAAGAGUAACGAGGAACGUACGCGCGUAUGUCCUAUUACGUACGAAAACAAACCUGCUACGCAAACUGAAGUGGGUACAACUUAUAAUAAUGGUAGUAGAGAAUUAACCAUGACCAUCGAAGGUACAGAUAACGGUUUCAGAUUUGGCUAUACACAAGUGCAUGUGGCGAACCCGGGGAGUGAAUUUACAAUCAUAAGUACUACUUAA